AUGGCAGCAACGGUGCCAACACCAGUAAAGGGAAAACAUUUGAAAACCUUGUUACCGUCGAAGUUCCGUUAUUAUGAUAAAUUUAAGGACGAAAUAGAUAGCUGCUAUCACCUGAACAAUAGUAAUUUUGCAGAAAGCAUAAAAGAUACAUUAAACGGCGAAACUCAUGUAAAGGGUUAUGGAGAUAGUACAGUAGAAGCUUGGUGUUAUGCGAUAAUGAAUCAGACGCCGGGUCAAUUUUACAGUUCUCCUUGUCAUUUUUUAUAUUAUUGGAUAGGAGAAAAGGUACUUACCGCUAAAGGAAGUACUUUAUGGAAGGAUAUCAUGGAGACCAUUUACAAUGAACUCAAGAAUCCCCCUAAAGGAAAUAAUUGUGAAAAGAUAUACGAGGAUAUUGACGAAGGAACUUUCCGCCAUAUGAAAAACGUAUACGAGUACAGGGAGAAUUAUCAAACUAUAAAACAGCAAUUGGAGGGUCAUCUUGAUUCCUGUGAUUCGGACCUUGCCAGUUAUUUGGGUGACAUUCAUACAUCUUACCAAGCUUUAAAAGCAGAAUGUCCUGAUGAUAAGGACAAUGGCAAACAGUAUUGUACAGACUUUAAGCAGCUGUUUGAUGACGCCAAAUAUAAGACACUAUUAGAACAGAAAUGUCAGGUAGUGUCCGACGACGGGGGUACACCACAUCAGGAGAGUACGAGUACUUUUCCAACGGGGGAACAUCAAAGAGUUAAUAAGGAAUCUUCAGCUUAUAGGCACACUCAAGUUCUUCAUUCUACCCCCAAAAAGAAACUGAAUUUGAAGAAAUUACCGUCAUAUACAGACUUCUACAAUAAAUUCAAUGAUCCUGCUCAGAGCAAAUGUGAGUAUAAAGAUGUUAAGUCUGGAGGUUGGGGGAAUAAAUUAAAGGAGAAAAUAGAAGGGUUCCAGGGACUUCAAGCUAUGGGGAAUCUGGUCGCGAAGGCUUAUUGUUAUGCAUGUAAAAAGAAGAAGGACUACAUGCUCGAAGGUAAACUAGAGCUUAAAGAUGCUCCUUGUCAAUUCUUUUAUCAUUGGAUGGGAAAAGAAGUCCUCCAGAAGAACUAUGGGCAUACAUUAUCAAACGUAUUGGAGGAUAUUUAUAAUAUCCUGGGAGAUGUUACUGGCGGGCACAAAUGUGACAUUAAUUACAAAGAUGUUGACGAAACUCCCUUCGAACAGAGGAAACUAGUGUUCGAAAAUUACCACAAUUAUAAUACUGUGCAGAAGUACUUACAAGGAGGUGACCCCCUAUGUGAGUUCGAGUGGACGGAGUACGAGAUGGAAGUUAAAGAAGCAUGCGAAGUAGUAAAAAAAUAUUGCACAACAGGGGAUGGCAAAAUGAAGGAUAAGUUAUAUUGUGACGAUUACAAUAAAAAAUAUAAGGAUUACUGUGAACAGAAACUUUCAGAAUUAAAAUGUAACGCGGUGCAUAGCGAAAAAUCAAUAGCCCCAGCCAUAUCUGGUACCUUUGCCACAUUAGGAGGACUUGGCACUGUAGUUUUCUUUUUAUAUAAGUAUAACCUUCUACCUUCUUCGUUCCUUAACAAAUUUGGAGGCAGAAGCAGAAGAAAUAGCAAUAAAAGAAACAGAGGAAUGAGAUCGGCCGAACGCAAUUUUGGCGAACUGAGGGAAGAUGUCUCAACCUUAGGCUCUACAUUAGACGACUCCUCCACAGAAAAUUCCACAAUAGAAUCUACGGUAGAUGAUGGAACAGUACUUUCUGUUCCACCAUACGUUAGUCAUUCUAGAAGAACAAAAAAUACGCAGCAGAAAAAGAAUAUA
Molecule: messenger RNA, 1800 nt
Organism: Plasmodium coatneyi
Lineage: Eukaryota; Apicomplexa; Aconoidasida; Haemosporida; Plasmodiidae
Product: Variable surface protein Vir7-like protein
Exons: 4
Source: RefSeq, a predicted model, not a curated record